This is a messenger RNA of Cicer arietinum (chickpea), 6312 nucleotides long. Its product is annotated as rRNA biogenesis protein RRP5. Gene Ontology annotation, biological process: rRNA processing. Lineage: Eukaryota; Viridiplantae; Streptophyta; Magnoliopsida; Fabales; Fabaceae. Gene Ontology annotation, molecular function: protein binding; RNA binding. Gene Ontology annotation, cellular component: nucleus; small-subunit processome; nucleolus. The record is from RefSeq and is a predicted model, not a curated record.
UCAACCUAAAACCCUUGUAAACCCUGCUCCUUCUUCAACCUGCCUCAACCGAAAGCAAACUAGCUUCAUUCCUCUUACCAGAAAAACAGGUAAGAAGAACUAAGAAACAAACUCAUGGCACCGCAUUCAGAAAAGCCGCAGAAGAAGAAUAAGAACAACGACAAGCCAAAAAUCGCUAAAGCCUCUAAGAAAAUAUCCAAACCAAAAAAGGAACAAAACGACGCCGUCGUGAAGUCUAAAUCACUUGCUCUGCAACUCGAAGACGAAGUUCCCGAUUUUCCUCGAGGUGGAGAAUUUUCUUUGAAGCGAAGUAGUAAUGAUCAUGAGAAAUUUGGGGAUGAGGACCGGACGAAGAAAGUGUGGAAGACUAAAAAGAAAGGGAAGAAUGUGGUUGGUAAGAGUGAUAAGAGUGAUGAUUUUGAAAGUGAGUGGGGCUCGCUUUCUGGUGACGGUAUUACCGGAAAAUUGCCGCGGCGGGUCAACAGAAUUACUCUCAAGAAUAUAGCUCCUGGAAUGAAGCUGUGGGGAGUUGUUGGUGAAGUAAAUAAUAAAGACCUUGUUAUUAGUUUACCAGGGGGUUUACGUGGUAUUGUUAAUGCUUCAGAUGCAUUGGAUCCUAUUUUCGGUAAAAAAACUGAGGUUGGAGAAAGUUUUCUUUCUGGUGCAUUUUGUGUCGGGCAGCUAGUUUCAUGCAUUGUGCUUAGAUUGGAUGAUGACAAGAAAGAGAAAGGAACCAGGAAAAUUUGGCUUUCUUUGCGUCUUUCGUUGUUGCACAAGAACUUCAACUUAGACGUUAUUCAGGAAGGCAUGGUACUUGCAGCAUAUGUUAAAAGCAUUGAAGAUCAUGGUUACAUUCUUCAUUUUGGUUUGCCUUCUUUCACAGGAUUCUUACCUAAAGAAGGUUUGGCUGGAGAAGUUAGAAUUGGGAAACAUGUUCAGGGUUUGGUUAAGAGUAUUGAUAAAGUUCGUAAAGUGGUUUACAUGAGUUCCGGCUCUGAUACAUUGUCCAAAAGUGUGACAAAGGAUCUUAAGGGUAUGUCAAUUGAUCUCUUAGUUCCAGGAAUGAUGGUUAAUGCUCGUGUGAAGUCAAUCCUUGAGAAUGGUGUUAUGUUAUCCUUUCUCACAUACUUCACUGGAACCGUUGAUCUGUUUCAUUUACAAAAUACAUAUUCUGCAGCAAACUGGACGGAUAAGUACGUUGAAUCUCAGAAGAUUAUUGCUAGGAUAUUAUUCAUUGAUCCAUCGAGUAGAGCUGUUGGUUUGACGCUAAAUCCACAUCUUGUUCAGAACAGGGCCCCUCCUUCUCAUGUUAAAAUUGGAGAUAUAUAUGACAACUCAAAAGUUGUCAGGGUGGAUAAAGGAUCGGGACUAUUGCUUGAAGUUCCAUCAAUUCCAGAGUCAACUCCCGCUUUUGUCAGUAUAUCUGAUAUUGCUGAAGGAGAGAUUAAAAAACUUGAGAAAAAGUACAAGGAGGGAAAUCAUGUCCGUGUUAGGAUUCUUGGUUUAAGGCAUUUGGAAGGACUUGCUACAGGAGUUUUGAAGGCAAGUGCUUUAGAAGAGGCAGUGUUUACUCAUUCUGAUGUCAAACCCGGGAUGGUGGUGAAGGCAAAAAUUCUCUCAGUUGACAGCUUUGGUGCUAUUGUACAAAUUCCUGGUGGUGUGAAGGCACUUUGUCCUCUUCGACAUAUGUCUGAAUUGGAAAUUGCAAAGCCCGGGAAAAAAUUCCAGGUUGGAGCAGAAUUGGUGUUCCGUGUGCUUGGAUUCAAGUCAAAAAGAGUGACCGUUACACACAAGAAAACCCUCGUGAAAUCCAAAUUAGGGAUUAUUAGUUCAUUUGCAGAUGUAACUGAUGGUUUGAUAACUCAUGGAUGGAUAACAAAGAUUGAAGAUCAUGGGUGCUUUGUACGGUUUUACAAUGGGGUCCAAGGGUUUGCUCCCAGAUCUGAACUUGGACUAGAGCCUGGUGCUGAUCCAGGUGCAGUGUAUAAUGUUGGGCAAGUGGUCAAAUGCCGGGUCAUUAGUUCCAUUCCCGCUUCAAGGAGGAUCAACCUUAGUUUCAUCAUAAAGCCUACAAGGGUUUCUGAAGAUGAUGUGGUUACAUUAGGUAGCAUUGUUUCUGGAAUUGUUGACAGAGUAACAUCUAAUGCUGUAGUUGUUUCUAUCAAUAGUAGUGGUUUCUCUAGGGGUACAAUAUCUAUGGAGCACCUAGCAGAUCAUCAUGGGCAAGCUACUUUCCUGAAGACUGUAUUGAAACCUGGAUUUAAUUUUGAUCAACUACUGGUUCUAGAUUUUAGGGGGAACAAUAUCAUUCUGUCUGCCAAAAGUUCGCUUAUCAAAUAUGCUCAGCAGAUUCCUGCAGAUAUUAUUCAGAUGCAUCCUAACUCUGUUGUACAUGGCUAUAUAUGUAACAUAAUUGAGACAGGGUGCUUUGUUCGUUUCCUUGGUCAAUUAACUGGUUUUUCUCCAAGAAAUAAGGCUGCAGAUGACCAGAAAACUAAUAUUUUGGAAGCCUAUUACAUUGGGCAAUCAGUUCGCUGUAAUGUAUCCAAUAUUAGCUCUGAAACCGGCAGAGUAACAGUCUCUCUAAAGCAGACAUCUUGUUCUUCCGCAGAUGCAUCAUUUAUUCAGGAUUAUUUUCUUAUGGAUGAGAAGAUUGCUAAGUUGCAAUACACGAGCCCCAGUGCAUCUGAUUCAAAAUGGGAUGAAAAUUUCAACAUCGGCACAGUUGCCAAAGGAAGAGUUGAAGAUGUUAAGGAUGUGGGAAUUGUUGUUUGCUUUGAGAAGUACAAUGAUGUUUUUGGUUUUAUUACCAAUUACCAGUUAGGUGGAACUGUUGUGGAGAAAGGCUCUGUAGUGGAAGCUUUUGUUCUUGAUGUUGCAAGGGCAGAACGACUUGUUGAUUUAACUCUAAAACCAGAGUUCAUUAAUAGAUCUGGAGAAAGGAGUUCCAUAACUCAUACCAAGAAAAAGAAACGUCAAAGGGAAGCUCUGAAUGACUUGGUGUUGCAUCAAACAGUAAAUGCAGUAGUGGAAAUUGUGAAAGAGAGCUACCUGGUUGUAUCUAUUCCAGAGAAUAAUUACACAAUAGGAUAUGCACCAUCAUCUGACUAUAAUACUCAAGGGUUUCCGCGGAAACAAUUCGUAACUGGACAGAGUGUUGUUGCAACUGUUAUGGCUCUUCCAAGCCCUGAAACAUCAGGAAGGUUGCUUUUACUUCUUAAUGAGGUCAAUGGGACAUCUAGUUCUAAAAGAACCAAGAAGAAGUCUAGCUAUCAAGUGGGAUCUCUGGUUGAGGCAGAGAUUACUGAAAUCAAAACUUUUGAAUUGAAACUGAAGUUUGGAUUUGGCUUACACGGCAGGGUUCACAUAACAGAGGUACAUGAUGCAAAUGUUAUGGAAAAUCCAUUUUCUGGAUACAAAAUUGGGCAAACAGUGAAAGCAAGGAUAGUUGCAAAGCCUAAUGAGGCAGAUAGCAAGAGAAAUACCUCAGGGUGGGAGCUUUCAGUCAGACCUGAAUUGAUUACAGGUUCCAGUGACAUAGGAGACAACAUAUCGGAGAAACUCGACUUUAAGACUGGACAACAGGUGGCUGGUUAUGUAUAUAAAGUAGAAAGUGAAUGGGUCUGGUUAGCAGUAUCUCGAAAUGUUAGAGCUCAUCUACAUAUUUUUGAUAGUUCUACUGAACCUAAUGAGCUUAGGGAUUUCCAAAACCGAUAUCAUGUUGGAAAACCUAUUUCUGGUCAUGUUCUGAGUAUCAAUUUGGAAAAGAAGCUCUUGCGGUUGGUUCUACGCCCCUUUUCUGCUAUUCCUGUCAGAACUAUCGAGCCACAAAUUAAUGUUGUGAAUAAGGAUUUAACAGCAUAUAUUCAUAAAGGAGAUAUUUUAGGUGGAAGGAUUAGUAAAAAACUUCUUGGUGUUGGUGGAUUGCUUGUACAAAUUGGUCCUUAUACAUUUGGAAAAGUACACUUUACUGAACUUACAGAUAAAUGGGUGCCUGAUCCAUUGUCUGGAUAUGAUGAAGGGCAGUUUGUCAAAUGUGUAGUUCUUGAAGUCAGCGACACUGUCAGGGGUACAGUUCAUGUUGACUUGUCAUUACGUUCUUCAAAUGUUAUACCUUUGCAGGGUUCAGCAGAUGUUCACAGCAACGCGCAUGCUAAGGACAAACGUGUGGAGAAGAUUGAGGAUCUUCAUCCUGAUAUGGUUGUAAAGGGUUAUGUUAAAGUUGUCUCACCAAAAGGAUGCUUCGUUUUGCUCUCACGGAAGAUUGAGGCCAGAGUUCUUCUGUCGAAUCUAUCUGAUCAAUAUGUUACAGAUCUUGAGAAAGAAUUUCCUGUUGGAAAACUUGUAAUUGGCAGGGUUGUGUCUGUGGAGCCUCUUUCAAACCGUGUUGAAGUUACUUUGAAGACAUCAACAGUUUCUAGUACAUCAAAAUCUGAGAUCUCUGAUAUGGGUAAAUUUCAAGUUGGAGAUGUGAUAUCGGGCAGGAUAAAGCGGGUCGAGUCAUUUGGUUUAUUCGUUGCAAUUGACAACACAAACACAGUUGGAUUGUGCCAUAUAUCAGAGCUUUCUGAUAAUCAUAUUGAGAACAUUGAAGCAAAGUACGGAGCUGGAGAGAAAGUAAAUGCAAUAAUAUUGAAGGUAGAUGAAGAAAGACAUAGGAUUUCUUUGGGAAUGAAGAAUUCAUAUUUGAGGGGAGAAACUGUGGUCCAAACACCUUUAGAGGAAGGAUCCAUUGAACCUAUUGCAGAUGGCAUGAAGUCUACAUCUUCUACAAAUAUGAUUGUAGAAUGCGAAACUGAUCAAUUCCCAAUUCUUUCACAAGCAGAAGAAAGGGCCUACAUUCCUCCGCUUGAUGUUGCCCUUGAUGACUUUGAUCAAUAUGAUGUAAAUAACACAAAUAUUAAUAGCAAAGAACUUAAAAAUGAAGAAGGCGCUUUACUUGAAAAGCUGAAGAGGCGUGAAAAGAAAAAGGCAAAGGAGGAGAGGGAGAAGCAAAUAAGGGAUGCUGAGGAAAGACUACUGGAGGAGGAUGUACCAAGGACUGCUGAUGAGUUUGAAAAGCUGGUUAGAAGCUCUCCUAAUAGCAGUUUCAACUGGAUAAAAUACAUGGAUUUCAUGAUUUCUUUGGCCGAUGUUGAGAAAGCCCGCUCAAUCGCUGAAAGGGCUUUGAGGACAAUAAAUAUCCGAGAAGAGAAUGAGAAGCUCAACAUCUGGAAGGCCUACUUUAAUUUGGAAAAUAAGUAUGGAAACCCUAGGGAGGAGGCCGUUAUGAAAGUAUUCCAGAGGGCUUUGCAGUACAACGAUCCCAAAAAAGUUCAUAUAGCACUUUUGGGAAUGUACGAGAGGACUGAGCAGCAUAGUUUAGCCGAUGAACUUCUGAAUAAAAUGACAAAGAAGUUCAAGCAUUCAUGCAAAGUAUGGCUGAGGCGAGUUCAAAGUCUUUUGUUGCAAAAGCAAGAUGCAGUUCAACCUGUUGUCAAUCGCGCUUUGUUAAGCCUUCCUCGACGUAAGCAUAUUAAGUUCAUAUCUCAGACAGCAAUUCUGGAAUUCAAGACUGGGGUUCCAGAUAGAGGGCGAUCUUUGUUUGAAGGAAUUCUACGUGAAUACCCAAAGAGAACAGACCUGUGGAGUGUUUAUCUUGAUCAAGAGAUUCAUCUUAAAGAUGAAGACUUAAUUCGGGCACUUUUUGAAAGGGCAAUUAGUCUGAGCCUGCCGCCUAAAAAAAUGAAGUUUUUAUUUAAAAAGUAUCUUGAUUAUGAGAAGUCACAAGGUGAUGAAGACCGGAUCGAAGCUGUGAAGCGGAAGGCGAUGGAAUAUGUUGAGAGUACUAUGGCUUGAUUUAUAACAUCACUGUUCUAGUUCUGAUAUCCAAUGACGGUUUAUGUUUGUCAAGGCAAGAUAACUAAACAUAGGGAAACAGGACAACUCUUGGUUGAAUGUCUUUGUACAUUAACAAUACAUAAUUGUGCUAAUCGAUUAUCUGCAGCACAGAAAGGGUGCAUGGAUUUAAGCUUAAGGUAAGCAAUGCAUCAAAUGUACACAGAAGGAGAACGACACCCCUUAGAAUUUUGGGUGCUUUGUUAGAGGGUGAGACUAAUGAUUAGAUUAAAAAUAUAUAUUACUGUAUUAUUAUUCUGUCUUUUGCCCAUUUUUGAUUCUGUUGGGCUAUUCUUUUUAGGCUGGACGCUAGAUUUAUAAUUAUAGUAUAAACGAUCAUAAGUUAUUUUAUAGAUUAGACAAUGUUGUAAUGUUAAGAUUUUGUUUUAUUACAACUAAUUUUAUGAAUGAAACCAUUAUUUUCUUGCCUCGUCA